Anopheles aquasalis is the source of this 3225-nucleotide messenger RNA. RefSeq names its product Dynein axonemal assembly factor 5 (gene Dnaaf5). NCBI's taxonomy places the organism in Eukaryota, Metazoa, Arthropoda, Insecta, Diptera, Culicidae. Gene Ontology annotation, biological process: outer dynein arm assembly; cilium movement; inner dynein arm assembly. The record is from RefSeq and is a predicted model, not a curated record. Gene Ontology annotation, cellular component: cytoplasm. Gene Ontology annotation, molecular function: dynein intermediate chain binding.
CCGCGCUCAGCUGUUGAUUUGCGCAACCACAGGGAACCAUAUUAGUCAUAGAGAAUCGUAUCCAACGGCAAACAAUGGCCAACGAAGAGGAGAACAAGCUAUUCAUCGAAUCGUUCUGCACGAACGUGCAAAAUCCCGAUCGCGCGGUUCGCCAACGUGCGCUUAAGCAGCUCGCCACGGAUUUCCUGCCGAAACAACCGGCCGCAGCCUGUUCCGCACUGUUUGAUGCCACCUAUUUGCACCUGCUUCGUUGCUACAGUGACCGGUUCGAGUCCAUCAGGACGCUCGCCGUGGAAACGAUUGAUCUGAUGCUGGAAAGACUGCCGGCAAACGAUUUUUAUCUCGGUUAUAUCGUUCCGGUGCUCGCCAAGCGAAUUGGCCAGGCAGAGAUCAUUGAAGAAAGUGAAGAGUUACGGUUACUGCUACUGGAGCAGCUCGAACGACUGGUGCAAAAGUAUCGCGAUCCGGACGGAACGGCUGGUGAUCCACUGUUGAAGGUGUUUGAUGAAAUCGUCGAUAUCCUGAUUAAAACACUACGAGAUCCCUACCCGGCAGCCCAGAAGAAGAGCUGUGAGAUCGUCAUGGCUCUCGGGACGGCAACGCCGAGUUUACAUUACCGUGCGGAGGCACUGGUCGCACCGGCGAAGACCGUUCUAUCACACCGCCAUUCUGCAAAUCGGAUAGUGGCCGUCGAAAUGCUUGGAUUACUGUCGCUGCACAUCCUCUCGAAUGGAGACCGCAUAUCGGAGAUCAUUAUGGCCAUCUCGCCCUUACUUAUGGACGAUGUACCGUACGUUAGGAGAGCCUGUGGACGUGUUGGAUGCUUGAUGUUGAUGAAGUUGCGUGAUCGCUAUUCAUUCUUCCAUCGUAUCUUGCCUUUGGUGCUGAACUGCUUAACCGACGAUACAGCCGAGGUACGCGACGAUAUCCUGGCCCGUUGGAAGGAAGCCGGCGAGCUGUACUACCUCGAAAAUGAAACGGAACUUUCGAAAGUCGCUCUGAUCGAGAAGCUACCCGAAGGCUAUCCGAUUAAUCGCUACACACGGCCUACUCUUGCUUGUCGCUCCAUCGUGCAGCGAAGCCUGCGUGUCGUUAACUUGGUACUGCGUGAGAUGGAAGAAUGGAAGGAAAACAUUCGGCUACACGCGACAAAACUUCUGAAGCAGAUCGUACUCCAUGCAGAAAGUUCCUUUUCUACGCUGUACGCAGAGGUGAAUCCCGUGCUAGCGAAGGCUUGCAUGGAUUCGGACAAGUCCAUCGUCAUGGAGGCAUUGAGCGUUUGCGAGUUGCUAGGUAUUCUGUUGGAUUACGACACGUGGAGUAAACAUGUGCUGAUUGAGUUCCGGAAGUUCCCCAGUAUCGGUCAGCUGCGCUGCAUGCGUACACUUUACGCUCACUGCGGGCAGUCUGAGGGGAAUCAAAAAGACAUCAAACGGUUCGUGGCCCUUCUGCUCGAUGUGGACGUUUGCCACAAUCAGAAGGAGGACUAUCAGUACGAACUGCUGGAGUUUUGUGAUGUUCUGGUGACCGAUAGUCGGAAGGGGCGUGAUCUGACGGCAAUGUUGGAAGAAAUUACAGUCAGCGACGGAGGAGACAGUGUGGAACAAUCGUUAGAAAGGAUGCUGUACACCGUCAUACUGAAGGUGGUUGCCUUUUGCUACGAAUCAAAGGGUACGAUUCGUGAGAAAGGAAUGAACGUAUUGAACCGUUUGGAUUCUGAUAUCGAUAAACUGCACGAGAUGCAUCUGGGUAGCGUUCUUGGUCGGAUUGAACAUUUGGAAAGUGAACAUUCUGAUGCAAGCACUAGUCUUAUGUUGCUGUGUGGCAUAGUUUCGAUUUGUCGCUUUCAGGAAUCGUACUUUGAACCGUUGCGGUUGACACUCGAGAAAGCCUUGUCCCAUGCUGCCCCGGAAGGGAAAGUCAAACUGUUUAGUGCUAUUUCCGUUGCAAUUCUAGGAUGGAGUGAGAAAAAUAACCAAGAUAACGACGUUCAGCUAUCAUUACUGAAACCUUUUAUCGAUGGGCUUGUCGCUCCAUAUCUGGUAUGGGCUGCUGGAAGAAGCGCCGAAUCGAUACGUACAAUGGCAACGGCAUGUUUUGCCUCGUUGGCACAGGGAGUGAACGCCAAUGUGUAUGCUUCACUGCUGCCCGGGUACCUUAACAUCUUGGCUGGCCUAAUCGAGGAUAACAAUAUUGCAACGCGCGUCUACACGCUCAAAGCAUUGCUGCGCCUUGAGCCGUUAGAUUUGGAAUCCCUGAAGCUGCUAGCGUUUCCCAUCAUGUCGCGUCUGGACGAUCCAAGUGCCGAAGUGCGCGAACUGGCUGCCACCUGUCUCGGUUCCCUGAAGCUCAAAUCCCUCGUCGAUGCGGAUGAGGGUACGUUCGACCGAUGGCAAGAGAUACUGAAACAGAUCGUGUCGGUGAUGAUGUUGCAUCUCGAGCAUCCGGAAAUCAAACUGCGGUCGGCCAUUUUCGUUUCGAUGAAGCGGCUGUACGCUGACAACCGGGAGCUAAUCAGCCGCUUGGCUAAUGAAGUACCAUCGGGAUGCUCGUACAAGAAGGAUCUCGACCGCAUUACCGGCACUGCUGUCGAUGACUCGAUGUAGACAAGAAGUGGACCACCAUAACGCUGGGGCAUCUACACGAACCGUUCUCACGCUUAGUAACAUCUCGAUUCAUUCCAUUCUGCAUCCGCAUGAUGCCGACCGAGCCGACAAUGCCAGCAGGAGAUAAUUGUUUCAAUUCCCCCCGGCAAAUGGUCUUGCCGUCGUCGGGUUCUCGUUUGUGUUCGUUCGUUCAAUGGUACUUUUGUUCUCCUUUUUGGCGUGACCAUAGGAUGUCCGGUUUCACUCACUGCACAAUGCACGCUGGCUGGUGAUGAAAUCAAUCAGAAGAGUAUCAUAUUCCCGUGAGGUCGGAGGUCUCACUCGGAUACGAUGUAAUAGCCGGACCCGCUGCAAGGCUCUUUGCUGUAUCUUCCUUUCCAGCUUUGCCAUCGUGAAUGCUCUGAUUCAUGGAGGACCGAAGCUAAGUGCCUUAAUGGAAACCAUUUUUUUCUGAUUUCAUGGUGUAGAAAAGCGCUCUCAGCUAUUAUGCAUCAUAAACAGGUUGCAGAAUGAAAUUAUGGAGAUCAAUUGCUUCUUCUGCCAAUUGCACUUGCAAUGAGUGUUUCUUCGAUAUCUAGUGACUUCUAUUUGAUUGGACGGUUUGUGAACAGCACCACUA